Molecule: messenger RNA, 350 nt
Organism: Staurois parvus
Lineage: Eukaryota; Metazoa; Chordata; Amphibia; Anura; Ranidae
Source: the annotation of a GenBank genome assembly
ACUGCGGACACAGUACAGGGGAUGACCAGAGACUGCAGACACAGUACAGGAGAUGACCAGAGACUGCGGACACAGUACAGGGGAUGACCAGAGACUGCGGACACAGUACAGGAGAUGACCAGAGACUUCGGACAUAGUACAGGAGAUGACCAGAGACUGCGGACACAGUACAGGAGAUGGCCAGAGACUGCAGACAUAGUACAGGAAUGACCAGAGACUGCGGACACAGUACAGGAGAUGACCAGAGACUGCGGACACAGUACAGGAGAUGGCCAGAGACUGCGGACACAGUACAGGAGAUGGCCAGAGACUGCGAACACAGUACAGGGAAUGACCAGAGACUGCGGACA